ACAAACUUCAUACUAGUUCAUGUCACUGUGAGUUGCAUGUACUGUAGAUUUUGAUUAUGGGAUUUCCCAAUUUCGUUUCUACAUGUACAUUUCACGGACAAGAAUACAUAUUUAAAAUGAAUGUCCUAAAUAACAAUUUGGAAAUUCUCUUAACUGAUAAAUGUUCCGGAGAAGAAUGGCAAUGCAAUUAUGACGAUACACAAAUAGAAAAUAUUACCAGAAAGACAGGAAAUUUCAAACAAUUCGAAAUAUUCGUGGCGAUGAUUAAAUCAGGACUGUUGAAGACUUGCGAAAGCGUCACUUUGGACUUGCUAACCUACGAAGAAUUUGAAUCCCUGCGGCACAGAAAAAUCACCAAAUACCUCGGUCCUGAUAGUUAUUUUAAUAGAAGAUAUCUAAUAUUAACUUACGCAGUCGAAUUUGAUAAGAUUAGAUAUCCUAUUCCUUUAGAAUAUUGCGGUCCACCUGAUCCUAUAGUACUCCAAAAAACUAUCAAACGCUUAGAGAUGGAACUAGCUAAAACUAAAUACUCACUUUCUAACAGAACAACACAAAGCAGCAGCUCCAGAAGAAUUUACAGACUACAGAGACGCAUUGAGGAGUUGACUGCAGAAAAUGCAGAACUAACUCAGGAAAUUGAACAUUUAAAGAAAGUAAUGAACAAGAAUCCGAAGACUUCCGUUGCGAACUUGCAAAAAGCUGUUACUAAUUUGGAGGAAAGUGUUGUCAGUGAGAGAAAAUCACAUCACCAGUUGGUGGAAAAGCUAAAGCAGGAUAAAAUGAGUCUCAGCAAAGAGCUAGAGCGCGUUAAGCAGUCUGAAAAAUAUUUAAAAGCCAAAUUAGCAAAAAAGGAAUUAACUCCCACUAAGUACUCUCCCUCAAUAAAAAAUAGACGUUUUUCUAACUUAAAUAAAGUUGAAAGUAAAAGUUCAUCUUAUAAUAAUAACAACAGCGACUUGCGAUUUACUAGAACAAAAUCUUACUCCCAUAGGCAGUCGCCAAUAAGAUCCGUUAUAAGGACGUGCACGAGUAGAAGUUCUUCCACGAGUACGAAGUGCCCCGAUCCCGUGGAAUCUGAUCGUUUUAGAUCUCCAUGCACCUCUUCUAUAUCCAACAAAGUAUUCCGCCCUCGAGGAACUAUUCGUCAGGCAACAUCGCAAAGAAAAUGUGUACGAAAUAUAUCCAAAGGUUCAGUGAGCAGUGCCUCAUCAAAAAAGUCUAGUAAACCAAGGAGCAAAUCUAAAAAGAAAAUAUCAGAUUAUGAAAAUUUAGAGCUCAAAAUAUUGGAUUUGGAAAAGCUAUUGAAAAGGUCUUUAAAGAGAUAAAUAUUGUAAGUUAGUAUGUGUGUGUAAGCAUAUAAAUAUCUGUAUGAGACGUAGAUGACCAACGUUAUAUGUUCACACUAGAUUUUCCUUAAUUUUUCUAUAGAUAUUGAAUGUAUAGCAUAUAUCAUUGUUCUAUAUUUUAAAUUUUAUACAUUUAUUAUUGUUACUGUAGAGAGUAAUUAGUGGGAUAC
Messenger RNA from Aethina tumida (small hive beetle), 1516 nucleotides. Its product is annotated as centrosomal protein CCDC61. Gene Ontology annotation, cellular component: centrosome. The coding region runs from base 57 to 1325 and encodes 422 amino acids. The transcript is spliced from 9 exons. The record is from RefSeq and is a predicted model, not a curated record. Lineage: Eukaryota; Metazoa; Arthropoda; Insecta; Coleoptera; Nitidulidae.